GAUUGUGAUUCCGCUCUACGUCUUCGAGUUUAAGGAGGUCCUCUUCCUGACAGUCUUGGAGUGGAUGACGCAGCUUUUUUGGACAGCGGAUCUGAUCACCAGCUCAAUGACAGGUUUCUACGAGAAGGGAUCGUUGAUCCUGGACUUGAAACGGUCCUUCUUCCACUACAUGAAGACUUGGGGGCCCUUUGACCUAGCGUUGGUUACGGUAGGUUGGCUUUUCAUCUUCAUGGAGUUCGGCGACGACGAUCAGGCCUCGGGCGACCUAGUUGCCUGGUCCCGGACGCUUCGAGCGCUUCGCUUCCUUCGCUUUGUCCGUGUCCUGCGCUGGCUGAAACUCCGAGGAGUCGCAGAAGCUUUUCAGGAGAUGUUCCACUCAAAUGUCGCGUUUUUCUACUACAGCCUCAUGAUGGCUGGAAUGCGCCUGCUGAUCUUGAACCAUCUCCUGGCUUGCUGCUGGUAUGGCAUCGCCCUGCUGGAGCAUCCGAACCCCAACUGGGUGGAGAACGCAGGUCUUUGGAACGCGCCAGAUGCCGACAAAUAUCUUACCAGUCUCAACUGGUCCUGGGCGAUGUUGGGUGUAGGUCUGAGUAACAACUUGGCCUCGAAUUCGCUUGAGGUCGCGUUCUCGGUUCUCGUGGCCUUCCGGUCCCUCAUGACCUACGCCACGCUGAUCAGUUCCAUUACCACUUUGUCCGGUGCGCUGAACAAGAUUAAGGAGGACGAGAACUCGGAAUUCCGGCUCCUCCGUUCCUACCUGGCACACAACGACAUUGACCAGGAGCUGAGCCAGAAGAUCACGAGGUUCUUACAACACCAGUACCAUCUCCGGCAGCAGGCCCGAUCGGCGCACAUCAAAGUCCCCCUGCUGGACCUGCUCUCCAACAGCCUCAAGGGCGAGCUGGACUUUGCCAGGCGCAAUGACGCCAUGCUGAAGCUAAGCUACUUGGACAACCUUGUUCCCACGGACGACGUGCAGGUCAUGCAGACCCUGCAAAACUUAGCCAGUGGAGCGAUGGAAGAUGUCGCCGCGGCCAGCGGAGAUUUCAUCUUCCUGGGUGGAAGCAAGGCAACUGCGGCUUAUCUGAAGCUGAACGGAUCCUUGAACUACUUCUACGCUGACAGGAACGAAGAGGAAAAGCACCAGGAGGUGACUGACGAGACUUGGAUCGCCGAGAUAUGCCUCUGGGCUUCCUGGGCGUAUCAGGGGGAUUUGGUUGCAGAGGACGUGUCCCGAUUGACCGU
Molecule: messenger RNA, 1245 nt
Organism: Symbiodinium sp. CCMP2456
Lineage: Eukaryota; Dinophyceae; Suessiales; Symbiodiniaceae
Source: the annotation of a GenBank genome assembly